ACCAGUAAACACCAUCCAGCACCAAGCUUCAAAGACAUUCCAACCUCCACUAACUGUAACUAUAAGCCACUUAAUCCACUUAAUCCAAGUGCUCAAGCUGUCGCAUAUGUUGAGCGGCAACAUAGCUGCUGCCAAUUGAGUGAGCAUUGGACCUCACAGCGAACAAGUUCACACCUGUCCGUCGAAUAACAUGGCACCGGUCCUUCGAGCAAGACAGAGCUUAUCAAAGGAUAAGUUCUCUAGUUACUUUGGCAACCUCAGAAGUCAGCCCUACAACGACCCCAAUAACUCGCGGGGCUCGAAUCCCCAUAGCUUGCGAUGCAUUGCGUGGAAUCCGCUUGGGACUCUAGUAGCAACGGGGUCGUCAGAGAAAACCCUCAGAGUGUGGAAUCCUGAAAAGCCUCAUGUGAAGUUUUCGACGGAGCUCAAGGGCCACUCGGCAUCUGUUGAGAAGGUCGCAUUCAACCCAACAAAAGAUGCAGAGCUUUGCAGUGUGAGCAGUGACGGCGUGGUCAAGUUCUGGGACGUGAGGACAAAAGCAUGCUUCAACGAGGUCAAAGGACUUGGGGACGCUUUUACUCUUGUCUGGGCACCAGAUGGGAACACGCUUCUCGUUGGGAACAAGGCAGAUACCAUCUUCGUUCUGUCGCCAUCUCAGUCGACGCCUCUCAGCACGCAUCAGCAGUCCGUGCAGACCAACCAGAUCGCAUUCUGCUGGAGCGGUGAGAAGAUCUUCCUCACGACAGCAGAAGGACGUAUCCGAGUCUUGUCGUACCCUGGAUUUGAACCUGUAUUACAGAGCAAACAUGGAGAAGAGACGGGCGAGUUUGAGCUCAAUGGACAUACUUCUUCGUGUCUGACUGCUGAUCUACAGCCUACGGGGCGGUAUCUGGCAACGGGAGGCUCAGACUCAAUUAUUGCGUUGUGGGAUACAACAGACUGGAUCUGCCAGCGAACAAUUACGAGGAUGGUCGGGCCAGUGAAGAGCCUCAGCUUUACGUUCGAUGGUAGUUUUGUUGUCGGUGGAAGUGAUGAAGGAUCUGGCCUGGAAGUAUCGCAUGUCGAGACGGGAGAGCAUGUCCACACGUUCAAGACAGCGGGUGCUUGUCCAGUAGUUGCUUGGGCUCCAACACGGUAUUGCCUUGCAUAUAGUGAUUUGGGCAUUUUGCGGAUCGUGGGCGUCGAUGUUGACAGGAAAUAGGACAUAUAACCCCUUAGUCACGUUUAAGUAAAUAAUAU
This is a messenger RNA of Fusarium oxysporum Fo47, 1239 nucleotides long. Its product is annotated as WD40-repeat-containing domain protein. The record is from RefSeq and is a predicted model, not a curated record. Gene Ontology annotation, biological process: mRNA export from nucleus. The coding region runs from base 191 to 1201 and encodes 336 amino acids. Gene Ontology annotation, molecular function: protein binding. Gene Ontology annotation, cellular component: THO complex part of transcription export complex. The transcript has 5 exons. NCBI's taxonomy places the organism in Eukaryota, Fungi, Ascomycota, Sordariomycetes, Hypocreales, Nectriaceae.